This is a messenger RNA of Halichondria panicea, 943 nucleotides long. RefSeq names its product lectin L6-like. Lineage: Eukaryota; Metazoa; Porifera; Demospongiae; Suberitida; Halichondriidae. The record is from RefSeq and is a predicted model, not a curated record. Bases 19 to 780 code for a protein of 253 amino acids. The transcript has a single exon.
UAGUUACAUUCAUUUCUCAUGGCACUUCUUGAACAGCAGAAAAAAAUGAUGAUCAAAUUUAGCCUGCUACUCUUGCUUGGUGCUUUUGUUUCAAGCUGUUUUGGAAACGAUCAGUUUGAACAUGUUGCUGGGCUGAAACUAAAGCAUGUAUCCGCUGGAGCUGGUUACUUCUGGGGUGUCACUAGUUCUGAUGACAUUUACCGCUGUGAUAAUCCUUGUAAAAGUUGGACCAAGGUCACCGGAAAGCUAAUGCAGAUUGAUGUUGGAGAUAGCGAAGUAUGGGGAGUGAACUCUGCUCAUCAAAUCUUCAAGCGACCUGUGGAUGGAAGUGGUAAAUGGACAAAACUCCCUGGACUUCUCAAGCACGUGUCGGCAUCUGGCAAUGGCUACAUCUGGGGGGUGAACAAGAACGAAAUGAUAUACAAAUGUAAGAAGCCAUGCACUGGAAAAUGGAUUAAAAUUGAUGGACAUCUUAAGCAAAUUGAUGGUGGCAACAAGUAUGUUUACGGUGUCAACAGAUAUAAUAAUAUUUGGACAAGACCAGUCGAUGGCAGCGGGAAGUGGAGACGCAUCCCUGGUGCCCUUAUGCACAUCACUGCUUCGGGAAGUGAUGACGUUUUUGGAGUAAACAAGGCCAAUCAAAUCUACCGCUGCCAAAAGCCAUGCAUUGGCGAAUGGGAGCAAAUGCAAGGAGCCCUGAAGCAGUGUGAUGCCACGUUCAAUGGGCUUAUUGGAGUUGCUGGAGAUAGCACUGUUUGGCAUCAUUCUAUACCAGUUUGAAAACUGGUCAUUUGCCUCGGCAACCAAAAUGAAACUCAGUGAAAGCAGAUAUUUAGAUCUAGUUUUUCAUUCUUUAUUGAACCCUAUAAACCGUAGAAAGACUUAUUAUUUUUCUCAAUUCCAUGCAUAGCUUGUUUGAAUCAUGAAAAUGUGUCAAAAUGAA